AUGUCCGAUAGUGAACUGUCCUGGCAAUCGGUCACUGAUGUUGAUAGUUUAACAGCUACAAAUCAUUGGCGUGGGUGGAAACAGCAACCUACAACAUCAUCGAUAACAAUAAUAAACACAAGUUCAAAUGAAGAACGCAUCCCUACAUUGGUCGAUUUAGCAGCGAAAACAAUUGCUCGACAUAUACCAUUCGAAUUGGUCGAACGGUAUAAUCAACCCGAACAACCUGUGCCUGAAAAUUUACAAUUAAAAAUAGCUUUUUGGAGUUUUCCUGAUGGCAUUGAAGAUAUCCGAUUAUAUACAUGUGUAGCUAAUGGCAGUACGGAUGAAUUUAUCAAAGCCGAAGCACUCCAACAAGCCAAAGCUGUGCAAAACAUGUUACAAAUCGGUUUUCAUUUAAGUGCGCAAGUUUAUGAACUCAAUUCCAUGAACAAUCCCUCGAAAAUGACCACACAAUAUUACCAUGUAUCAAUCAUAUUCGACCGUAAAAAGAUCACUUCUUGUCACUGUACAUGCUCGAAUCCGAGUUCAUGGUGUUCACAUAUUGUUGCUGUUUGUCUCUGUCGAAUAGCACAACCACAACAUUGCUGCCUUCGAGCACCGGUAUCAGAAUCAUUAUCGCGCUUGAAAAUUGAUCAGUUACGAAAAUUCGCUCAGUACCUCAUAUGGGAAAUACCUCAGCAGUUUUUACCAAAAGCUCAAAGUUUAUUAGACGAAUUACUAAGCGAUAAACCAACUAAUGUAAAUAUGUUGCAAGGAGCACCGGAUCCAACAGCUGGUGGUUUAUCUUCUGAUAUAUCCGUUUGGUUUCUGGAUGAAACCAGUUUACAAGAAAAUAUAAACAAAACUCUUCAUCGGUUUUGUCAACCUACACCACAAGUUGUCGGGGAUGUGACCUAUCUCACCAGCCCGCCUAUCUUAGCUACAACUGAGUAUUCUAAUCUUCUGCGUCCAUUACGUGGUCGCGAACCAGAGGGUAUGUGGAAUUUGCUACAAAUCGUCCGUGAAAUGCUUGCUCGACAUGAUCUUAAUGGUACUCAACUGCUCGAUAUUCUCACUCGACAAUGUCUUGCUCAGGAACAAAUUAUUCAAUGGUGGUUCACAACAAAAGUUUCCAAUGUUUACAACGAACGUGGCACCAACGGUUUGAAACCUCAUAACACAUCUUUAGUUCAACAAGCAAGUUCAGCACUGUGCGAUGAAAUUGUUCAAAUCUGGCGAUUAAUUGCGCUGAAUCCUCGUUUGAAUCACGAAGAACGCAAUGCUAUUUAUAUGAAAUUGUGUACAUGGCAUUUGUCAAUCAUUGAACGCAUAUGUAAACAAAAAACAACGACAACAAAUAUAUCUACGACGACCAACGGUGUCUAUACAUCACCAACGAUCAAUUCGACGAAUGAUCGCACAUUGAAUCAGAAACGACGUGAUAUCGAUAUAUUCCCGGGAUUUCUACCUGCAAUCGAAAUUUGUCAAAUCAAUUGGAAAGAUUGUCCAUAUUAUUCGAAUGCAAUAGAAGAAAAUGAGGGUGAACGCUCAUGGUUUGAAUAUAUCCGUUCGUAUGAUGAAAUACUCACAGAUGGUUAUUCGAAGUUAAACAAUAAUUCCACGGUGAAUUUCAAUACUCAGCAACGAUUUGUAACUCCAACAAUUUCAACAGUGAAUGAAGAGGUUUUGUCCACUGUCCAAGACGAAGAAAUAGUGAAUAAUAACGAAGAGAAAUGUCAAGAUGUUGAUAGCGGAGAAGAAUCUGGUGGUGGCGGAAAUGGAGAUCAGCAAUCAUCGUCGAACAGCAGUGAUGAAUGUAAAAUUUACUUCACUGACCGAGAACCUCCACCAAAAGCUCGACAAACGACAAAGACAACAGCAGCAGCAGCAGCAGUUGUAAUGAAUCCCGAGCCGUAUGUUUUUAAGACAUUAAAGAUAAUCAAUGAUCCAUUACAGAUCGCAUUUGUUCGUUGUGAAGCAUUGAGAAUACAUGGAUAUCAUGAAGAAAUGUUCAAACUUGCUAAACAUUUAGCUGAUCAUAUGCUCGACAAUGAAGAAAACUCAAUCUCUUCUCAAGUUUAUUUAGAUGUUCAUAUCUCCGAUUAUGCAACAUCUCCCACAGUUCGUUGUGCAUUUCUCUGUACUAUUCUCAAUGAAUCGUCUGAAUAUCAACAACUUGCGUUUCGUAUUGGCUUACUCGGUUUGGAAAUCUGUCGUAUGCCAGCGACUACGAAAGCUCUCGAAGUUCGUUUACUCAAUUGUGAACAGGAAAUUUGUCAGGAACUAAAGAAAAUCACUUUGGGACAAAAUGAAAUUGACAUUUUACGACAACGUGCCGAACAUUUAUGUGCACGACUGUUAAACACACGCGAUGAUGGCAUUUUGUUGCCACUUAGUUUAGCAACGUAUAUCUUCGAAACAUUACGAUCGCUUAGUUUAUAUCGCAUGAAUUCGACUCCGACUGUGACUUUGUCACAAAAUUUCUCUAUUUCGCCGUCAACGGAAAACGAUAAUCAACAAAACGGAUCAGAUGAAUUAUUAGCUUUUGACACAGCCAUUUGCGCACUUGGAGCGAAAUGUUAUAUUUCUGAAGCACAAAAUCCGAUCCUAUGCGAAGGAAUUCGUCGACAACGUAGUGACUUAACACUUAACUUAUUGACAUUAUAUAAAGAUGAUCAAGGACGUUUGAUACAAAUACUUGAUAAGUUACUUGAUCGCGAUAUACAUGUCCUAUUUAAAAAUCCAAAUGUAAAUCCUUUCAAUGUUGGAACGAAGAAAGCAAAUCAAAAUUCGGCAACGCUACAGCAGGCAAAUGCAAAUUCUCCAACAUUGUCGAGUCGUUCACAACAUAAGAAAUCAGCAAUGGCAGCAGCCGCAGCUGCAGCAUCGAACGCAAGUGGCGAACCACUAACAGAAAUUGAUAGUUCUGGCCUCGAUGAAAGCGAAGGCGAGAAUUUCGAUCAAAAAGCGUGGGAAGCCAAAUUUCGUUGUUUGAACUUGAAAAACAGUUCCAAGCGAAUAUCAAAUGGGUUUACGAGUAUUGAUAGUAGUGCACCGGAAACAAAUUCAAGCGAUAAUUCGCCAACGGUAUCACGUCGGAAUAUUCGUAUCUCAUCAUCGAAAGCUAAUGCUGAUUCAGAAAGUGAUAGUGAACGGGAUACUGUACAGCGAAAUGCUCGUGGCGAAUCACCAUUACGUAUGGAUAUGAAUUUAUCAUCGCCAGAUAUUCUUCCAUCCCCAUCGCCGCAUUUGACCACGGCAAGGAAUACAUCGACAAUACCGAAAUCGAUUUCAUUACAGCCGCAAUCAUCACCAAGCUCUCAUACUUUAAAACCUCCGAAAGGUCAUAUGAAUUCAUCCAACGGCAAAAAUCGGUCGCCAUGUGUGCCAAAUCAACCAUCCGAAGCAUUAUGUCAUUUUAUGUUCGAAUUAGCCAAAACCCUCGUACAGCGUGCUGGUGGAACAACAUCAACAUCAUUAUUUGUUGGUCCAACACAUAAUUAUCCACCUCCACAUAGAAACUUACAUUUAUGUGCAAUUACAAUCGCACUUUAUGCAUUAGGUGUCAAUAAUCACGUACAAACAAAUUGGAUGAUUCGAACUUAUUCAAGUUUAGUUUCUUGGAUAACAUCCACGGCUAUUGAUAUCGGUUUACAGUCCAUACUGAUCUUAAUCGAAUGCUGGGAAGGACAAUUAACCCCACCGGAGUGUGCGGCGAUUGCUGAUCGUGCUUCUCGUUCACGUGAUAAUGCUGUUGUGCGCACUGCUGCUGAACUGGCUCUUUCGACAUUAAAAUAUGCUCAUGCUCUCAAUGCUGCAGAAAUACGUCAAGCACUAGCUCAAUGUAAAGAACAAAGCGCUGAAAUGCUUGAACGUGCUUUGACAACCAUUGAGAAUGCUACACGUGAUGGAAAUCUUGUUUUCAUUGAUAUCCUCUUCGAAGUUGCUAAACGUUGGUAUGAAAUGUAUUACGAACGAACAGGAGAUUCAUUGAAUAGCGACGAGGAUGCAGCUGUGGUCGACAUACGCCAACCAUUUGAUGGCAAUUUAACGGCAAGUAAUCCAAUCGAAUUGCAUUGGACACAUGCCAAUUCUGGAAAUUCAUCAUCAACAACGCCAUCGCCAUCUCCAAUGAUGUAUCCGACAAAUAAUCAAAAUACAAAUUUUCAAACACCAUUUUCACCGCACCCAUCUGCCCAUUUCAAUACUCAUGCCUAUAUGAUUCAAGCACAACACGGGCCACCUCCUCAACCACCCUCCAUGCAUCAUCAUCAACUAGGAAAUUUUCAUCAACAAGUACAAUAUCAACAAAUCAUACCCAUUCAAUACUCUUCACAGCCUCAACAGCAGCAGCAGCAGCAACAACAGCAACAGCAACCUCAUUUUGCUUUUCAUACAGGCCCAACAGGCAACUUUCAUCCGCAUCCUCACCAUCCUCGUCAUGCACCGCCGCCGCCACAAAUGCCGAACGCUAUACUUGUCAGUCCUGGAAAUUUUCCUGCCGCUUAUGCUGUUCAUCAUCCUGUACCAACUACAAAUCAACAAAUUUAUUCUCCAAGUCAAAAUCCGCAACAAUCGUUCUAUCCUGUCAGACAAAUACCAUUAAUUGUUUCACCACCGACCGAACCAAAUAUUUCACCAUCAUCAUCGACAACCACAGCAACAGCAGCAGGACAACAACCGCAGCAGCAGCAGCAACAGCAACAGCAACAACAAUCGCAACAACCCACUGUUGUUAGUCCUAGUACGACACCAUUAGCAGAGCAACAACAACAACAACAACAACAACAGCAACAGACGGAUUCAAGCCAUCGUCAGUAUCUCCUCAAUGCUUUUCGUGUUGGCAUGCUAGCAAUGAAUACACUCGCACUAGAACGCGCUCGUCAGAACCAUGCACAUAUAGAACGACGUGGUGAACAAAAUCAUCCAACGCCACGUUAUGGAGAAGAUGUGAAAUGGCUUCUGAAAAUUGCUUUGAAAUUAGGUAAUGCUGAACUACAAGAAUUUGUCACAACAGCCACAGCCGUUAUUGUCAAUCCAUAUCUAUUACAUAGUUUGGCAUUUAAUAUCUACAAUGUUUCACAAAAUAAUCCCAAUGGUUCAUCAUCAAAUCAAAUGCUUCGUUUGCCAUUUGUUCAAUCCUUGAUGCAAAAGUGUCUCCAUGCUUAUACUCGUUGUGUACACAAUAAAAUGGGACAUAUGACAACAAACAAUGACAUCGAAGAACUAACAUCACUGAUGAAACACGCACGUUCGGCAUUUCUGUUCAUGGGUAACACAAGUGAUUACCAAGGUUUGAUGAAUUUUGUUAAAACAUCAAAGAAAUGUAAGAAAGAUGUUUAUCCACGACUUUGGCAAGCUAUUCAAAACUAG
Adineta ricciae is the source of this 5355-nucleotide messenger RNA. The record is from the annotation of a GenBank genome assembly. Lineage: Eukaryota; Metazoa; Rotifera; Eurotatoria; Adinetida; Adinetidae.